CACAGAACCGCGCAUGCGCGGCAGCCGUGUUAGUGAGACGGCUCUGAUGCAGCCAAGUUGCAUAGAAGAGUGAGUUGCGGCAGGUGCAGCUGUCAUGGAAUAAGGAAGAAAUCUGCACCUACUGAAAUUAUCUCUUUUACCAAGUAUCCCAGCUUCAGUGUUUCAACAUGGAGCCCCGGCAGCCUGUGCCUUCGCAGCCCGAACAGAAUUUUGUCCGAGAUGCCAAGCAGAACAUGGCUGAGCUCUCUCUGUGGACGGUGGUGGCUGCAAUCCAAGCCGUGGAGAGGAAGGUGGAUUCUCACGCCACACGGCUGCUGAACCUGGAGCGGCGGAUGGUGACCAACGAAAAGAAAUACGUGGACUGUGAGAAUGCCGUGGUGGACUUUGGCAACCAGAUGGAGUGCAAGUUGACUGCUCUGGGGACGCUGAUCCAGGAGUACGGGCUGCUGCAGAGGAGGCUAGAGAACAUGGAGAACCUGCUGAAGAAUCAGAACUUCUGGAUCCUGAGGCUCCCUCCAGGCUCCAAAGGGGAAACCCCCAAGGUGCCGGUGACCUUUGAGGACAACUCCGUCUACUUCUCAGAGCAGGAAUGGGGGAACCUGGAUGAAUGGCAGAAGGACCUCUACAAGAACAUGAUGAAGAGCAACUACGAGUCAUUGGUCUCACUGGACUAUGCAAUUGCUAAGCCUGACCUUCUGUCCCGGAUUGAGCAAGGUGAACGUCCCUGUGCAGAGGAAGAGGAGGUCGCUAAGGAGAAAGAGAUUUCUUCGGAGCCCAGCCCAGAAGCCUUGGUUUUUAGGCCUGGCCUGGCCUGCCAGAUGGAAGGGAGAGAAAAUCCACAUGUCAUUGGAGACCAGGAGAAAGCAGAAGGAAGGGCAGCCCCGAGCGACCACAGCGUUGACUAUGGGGCUGCCGGAUCCUCCUUUGGCUCUCCAGGGAAGCGGGAGCAGGAGGUGAACCUCGAGGGCCCAGAGGGGACGGAGGAAGGAGAGCUGCGCCUCAAGCCUCGCGCUGACCUUCCGACGGACAAGGCGUCGAUUGAAGCCAAGCGAGAUCCCCGAGUCCUUGAGCCGUGGGUGCCCGAGACGUCUGGGGAGAGCGCCUUCGGGGAGAAGAGCCCCCCUCGCCCAGCUGUGUGGCUGGGGAGCCUCCCGGGGGAGCCCAAGGGGUUCAGCCCCGUUGGACUUGCCCUGGCCGAGUGGCCGAAACACAGCGGCGAAGCCAAGUCUCACCCGUGUCCAGACUGCGGGAAGAGCUACGGGUUCCCAGGAGUCUUGGAGGACCACCGGCGCAGCCGCUGCAGCCUCGCCCCCUCUCCGGGAUGCCUCCCGCUGUCGCCCUCGGGCAAUGGGAGCCUCCCGAGGCCUGGGCUGGGCUGCCAAGGAGAGGCAGGGAGCACCAAGUCCCUUCCUCCUCUCCCUGCCCCACCCGGGGAGAAGGCCUGGGUGUGCCCCUGGUGCCAGCAGCGCUUCCGGUUACAGGUGAACCUUCUGAUCCACCAGAGCAGCCACCUGGAGGCAGGAGGCGAGCUGGGCGGGCAGGACCGGCUGGCGUGCCGCUUCUGCCCGCGCCGCUUCGGGCGCUCCGACCACCUCCUGCGCCACCAGAUGAGCCACACGGGCGCUCGGCCCUACCAGUGCCCCUCGUGCGAGAAGAGCUUCACGGACAAGAGCAAGCUGACCAACCACUACCGCACGCACACCGGCGAGCGCCCCUUCCGCUGCGCGGCCUGCGGCAAGAGCUUCAUCCGGCGCCACCACCUGGCCAAGCACCAGCGCACCCACACCCGCGAGAGGCCGCACCAGUGCCACGUCUGCCUGAAGGGCUUCAUGCAGAAGCACCACCUGCAGAAGCACAUCCGCACCCACACCGGGGAGAAGCCCUACCGCUGCAGCCAGUGCCCCAAGGCCUUCUCCUCCCAGCAGCGGCUGCUGCUCCACUGCUGCGCCCCGGCGCAGGUGGCGGCAGCGGCGGAGGCUGCGGCAGGAGGCUCGGCUGCCUCCCCCGCCCUCCUCUCGAAACACUGAUGUACCUACCUCCUGCGCCGUUCACAAGGCCGAUCUUCCGCUCUCCCGCCUUCAGAAGGGGCGUGGGGAGAAGCGCCCUCGAUGCCGCCAGCUUGCUCAAGAGAUCCCUCGCUGGACCUCGGCUCCCCUGCAAGCCUUGGCAGCGGAGGGUGCGUUGCAGGGCCUGAGCUGGCAUAGCAAGGGGGGCUUUGCAGGACAGCAGCUCCUCUGCGUCUUCAAUGUAAAUGGUAAAUCACAUCAGGGUGGAGUUUCCCUGAUGAGGACUUUGGUCAUUGUGGUGCUAACAUGUGCUUAGAAGGGGAGAAGGAAGUUACGAAUGAAUGUAAGUAUUAAGAAGUCUUAAAGGUGGCUGCUAAUGCCAUCUUUUCUUUUUGUUUCCGAGGCAAUAGCUGCUUUUGGACUACAACUCCCAUCAUCCCUAGCUAGCAGGGCCCCAGUGGUCAGGGAUGGUGGGAACCAGUCCAAAAAAGCAGCUGGAGAUCCAAGUUUGGCAAACCCAAACUAGGCCCUGGCAGGUGGUCGUGUCCAAAAGAGGGAGGGGGGAUUAAGAUCUGGGGGAAAUUUGCUGUAAAAUAUUAAAAUGGUGAAUAAGUCAGCCUGGUUACGUAAGCCUGGAACAGUGGAGAACAGGACUCGGUUUGUGUCUCACUGCGUUUAAAAGAUUGUUGGGGGGGUUUCAAACUCUUAACCGCAGCUGGAAUGGCCAGGUGACCUCUGAAGCCACACACAAGCCCAGCGAAGCGAAGCUCCUUCGUCUCUUUUCCAGAUGUGCAAGAGGUUCGCCAUGCAGGCUGGGCCACGGGGCUCUUGUUCAGCUGUUCUCCCUUGAUGCCUUGCUGCAGAGUUGGAACCAAGCAUUUUGGUAGUCUGGAAAGGAUAGGACCCCACCUUGCCUAAAACCUCACCCAAUGGGACUUUAAUGACACCUCCUACAACGCGUGGCAGUUGGGACUGUGGAACUUCCGUUCUUUUCUGAAAUACUUUUCCUGCAUUGAUAGAUUUUUGUUUCUUUAAAAACCCAAACUUUUGUCCUUUAGGGGCUGGACAUUCUGUGUUGUGCUUUUGGAUAUAUAUAUAUAUAUAUAUAUAUAUAUAUAUAUUUCCUGAUUUUUGUAAUCCUGCUGUAAAGGCUUACCUGGGGUGAAAGAUACUGGAAAUGCAAA
Zootoca vivipara (common lizard) is the source of this 3190-nucleotide messenger RNA. RefSeq names its product zinc finger protein 783. Gene Ontology annotation, cellular component: nucleus. The record is from RefSeq and is a predicted model, not a curated record. Lineage: Eukaryota; Metazoa; Chordata; Lepidosauria; Squamata; Lacertidae. Gene Ontology annotation, biological process: regulation of transcription by RNA polymerase II. Gene Ontology annotation, molecular function: DNA-binding transcription factor activity, RNA polymerase II-specific; RNA polymerase II cis-regulatory region sequence-specific DNA binding.